ACAACAUCACCCUCAAACAGCGCUAUCCUCUAAAUAUAUAAUUUACGUUUUUAUUGGAAGGACUAAAGUUGUUCGAUCAAGAAAGCAAAAUGCCUCGAGUAAUUGCAACGUUACUCUUCGCUUCAAUCUUCAUUAUAACAGUUUAUUCAGAUGUGCUAAAAUGCUACAUGUGCACCUCAUUAUCAAACGAUGGUUGUGAUUCCGAUAUGAAAACAAAUUCAUUACAACCAAUCGAAUGUACUGGUAGUAAUAUGGUGGAAUGGCAGCGAAGCAUCCAACAACACAAUAUCCUCAACCCGUUAGCACGGCUUUUCGAAGUUGAUGACAUGUUACAACAUUAUCAAGGUCCUCCCAAGGAUACAGCUUGUGCUAAAAUGGUCAUUAAGAUUGCAAAACAAGACGUUAUUGUAAGAACGUGCCAAACAGCUAAAACAGAAGUUAUUGAUCCAUGUAAAGCAAUGGAAGAGAAACUAAAGGUCAGCUUGUUAGGCAAAAUGGAACAAUGCGCCCUUUGUCUUAAAGACGCCUGUAAUGGUACGAUGUCCCCAUCUUCCAAAAUAUUUUAUACUUUUCUGUCACUUUUUAGCACUCUCAUUGCUUUUUAUCAUUUAUAG
Molecule: messenger RNA, 614 nt
Organism: Trachymyrmex septentrionalis
Lineage: Eukaryota; Metazoa; Arthropoda; Insecta; Hymenoptera; Formicidae
Exons: 3
Coding region: 90-614 (174 amino acids)
Biological process (GO): sleep; positive regulation of voltage-gated potassium channel activity; regulation of synaptic transmission, cholinergic
Source: RefSeq, a predicted model, not a curated record